This is a messenger RNA of Callorhinus ursinus (northern fur seal), 1443 nucleotides long. The record is from RefSeq and is a predicted model, not a curated record. Lineage: Eukaryota; Metazoa; Chordata; Mammalia; Carnivora; Otariidae.
UAAACACAAGGCCUAGAAUCCAGUAGUUGCUCCAUAAACGGUGCCAUCGGUGGUUUCCAGGAGGCGGCUAACUGCCCAGACUAACCGGGAAAAGUAAGGUGGGAUUAGUCGCGGGGUCCUGCGGGUUUGCUGUGCGCAUGCGCCUCCUUGGGGGCGGGAGCGCGCCGGUCCCGCCCCCUCCUCGCGUUCCGGGCCAGUCCAGCGUGCUCGGGUCGCCCCCACUGCUUCCUGAGUGGCUGUGAGCGAGGCGGUGACACCAUGUCCCUGGAGGCGAUCCGCUACUCUCGGGGCUCGCUAGAGAUCCUCGACCAGCUGGUCCUGCCCCAGCACAGUCGCUACGAGGCAGUGGGCUCGGUGCGCCAGGCCUGGGAGGCUAUCCGCGCCAUGAAGGUGCGCGGCGCCCCGGCCAUCGCGCUCGUGGGCUGCCUCAGCCUCGCCGUGGAGCUGCAGGCGGGCGCGGGGGGACCGGGACUCGCCGCGCUGGUGGCCUUCGUGCGCGACGCGCUGAGCUUCCUGGUCACCGCCCGGCCCACCGCUGUCAACAUGGCCCGCGCGGCUCGCCACCUGGCCGAGACCGCAGCCCUGGAGGCUGAGCGCGAGGGCGCCACGGAGGAGGCGGUCCGAGAGAGAGUGAUACGCUGCGCUGAGGACAUGCUGGAGAAAGACCUCAAGGACAAUCGGAGCAUCGGGGACCUAGGAGCCCGCCACCUCCUGGAGCGGGCAGCUCCUGGGGGCGGCAAGGUGACCGUGCUGACCCACUGUAACACUGGUGCACUGGCCACUGCUGGCUAUGGCACAGCUCUGGGUGUGAUCCGCUCACUGCACACCCUGGGCCGUCUGGAUCAUGCCUUCUGCACGGAGACCCGACCCUACAACCAGGGAGCCCGGCUGACUGCCUUCGAGCUGGUGUACGAGCAGAUCCCUGCCACUCUCAUCGCAGACAGCAUGGCAGCAGCUGCCAUGGCCCACCAGGGCGUGUCAGCUGUCGUCGUGGGAGCCGACCGCGUGGUUGCCAACGGUGACACGGCCAACAAGGUGGGAACCUACCAGCUGGCCAUCGCCGCCAAGCACCACGGCAUCCCCUUCUAUGUGGCUGCCCCCAGCUCCUCGUGUGACCUCCGUCUGGAGACGGGCAGGGAGAUCGUCAUCGAGGAGCGCCCAGGGCAGGAACUGACCGACGUCAACGGGGUCAGGAUUGCAGCCCCCGGCAUUGGGGUUUGGAAUCCUGCCUUUGAUGUCACCCCCCAUGAGCUCAUCACUGGCGGCAUCAUCACAGAGCUGGGGGUCUUUGCCCCUGAGGAGCUCCGGGCAGCCCUAAACGCCACCGUCUCCUGAGGGUAGGGACCCCUAGAUGGACCCCAGAAGUAACCAACCUGACUCUCCAUAGUCUGCCCCCAUUCCCUUAGGUUUUAUAAUAAACCUCUUGAAUGGCUUGCCCCCAAA